Molecule: messenger RNA, 1734 nt
Organism: Lodderomyces margitis
Lineage: Eukaryota; Fungi; Ascomycota; Pichiomycetes; Serinales; Debaryomycetaceae
Gene: RBF1
Product: Rbf1p
Exons: 1
Coding region: 1-1734 (577 amino acids)
Source: RefSeq, a predicted model, not a curated record
AUGAGUUCAUCCAGACGGUCAGCAAAUACCGCUGCUUCAACAAAUGCCAAUAGCACCCCUGAUUUGAAAGACGUUUAUGACCCACAAGUGUCACCUGCCAAUUAUUUGGGUGGUUCGGGUGGUGGCGCAGCUAUUAAUGGUGGUGCAGAUGACACGGCGGGUCUUGCGUUUGGAGCACAACAGCAGCAACAACAACAACAACAACAACAGCAACAACAACAGCAACAUACCUACUACUCGGCCGAAUUACAGCAACGGGCUGAAUUGCAGAGAAGACAACAGCAAUUGCAUCAACAGCAACAACAGUUGCAGCAGUUCCAACAACAACAGAGGGAAUUGGCCCAAGCUCAAGCACAGGUACAAGCCCAAGUUAGAGCACAGCAGCAGGCACAGGCACAGGCGCAAGCACAAGCACAAGCACAGGCACAAGCUCAAGCGCAAGCACAGGCACGGGCGCAAGCACAAGCACAAGCGCAACAGUUUCAACAGCUUCAGCAACCACACCAACACCAUGGGAUACAGUUGUCGAAUAGCCAAGGUGUGCCUAUCCCAUCACAGUCCUCACCAGUUCCUUCGACUCUUUCCGAUGAGCUCAAUUCUGGUGAAGAUCUUCGGUCCAAAUUCGUUGAGAAUGAAAUUAUCAAGACAUUCAGCAGUAAAACCGAUCUUGUCAAAUAUGUCAAGUCAGUACUUGGUCCCGAGGACCAUUGUCGUAUUGUCAUUAACUCGUCGAAACCAAAAGCGGUGUAUUUCCAAUGUGAACGAUCGGGUUCGUUUAGAACUACAGUUAAGAACCCGGAAAAGAGACAACGAAUUGCUUAUACCAAGAGAAACAAAUGUACUUAUCGAUUAGUGGCCAAUGUGUAUGCCAAUGAAAAGGGAGGAAAUAAUAAAAAGGGCAAAAAUGAUGAUCUUUUUGAUGAAAAUGGUAACUUGGUUCAAGUUAAACCAGAAGGAGGCAGUAAUUCAACUGAUGGUUCGGGUGAGACCGAAGACUUGUGGAUUUUAAGAAUGAUUAAUCCUCAACAUAACCAUCCACCGGAUCCAGCAAGUAAGAAAAAGAGACAAAAGGAAGCAAGAACAAUGGUUGAGAAACCAGUUAAUAAGCACAUUAGGCAGCUGGAAGGGAUUCCAUCAUCUUCAUCGUCAUCGGGUGCUAGUGGAAGUUCAAUGGGGUUGACAAAGUCAAGACAAGGACAGAAUUUCCAACAAGGUAAUCAUCAUCAUUUGCCAAUGCAAUUUCAACAACAACAGCAGCAGCAGCAACAACAACAACAACAUCCAAAUCAACAACUUGACCACACACUAUCAAAUAUGGCAGGUACACCCAACUAUAACGAUUUGAUUGGUCAUUUGAGUCAAAGCCUCCCUCCGCAACCACAAAAUAGACUGAGACGAUCACAACCGCAACGCCAGCAGCAACAACACCCCGACGCAUCAGUUUAUGCUGCGCUUGAAGCUGCCAAUAACAACCCGGCAGCCAGCAAUUCUAAUGCUGCUAGUAUAGCUGCUGCCGCUGCUGCUGCUGUUGCCGCAAUGAAUGUGCCUGGUGGAGGCGGUAACGGUGGUGGUAAUGGCGUUGGCGGUGCUACUGGCAACAAUUCUAAUGGUGGUGGUGGUGCUAGCAAUGGAGGUCAAGGAUCUCAAGGUGAUUUGGACCUGAGUCUGAUUGAUCCUAGUGUGCAGGCACAUGAUCAAUCGCAUCACCAUUUGAGAAGAGGUGGAUAUUUGUGA